AUGAGAAAGUUGAUAGCUGAUAAACGUGUUGCCUUUCUUCCUCCAUUUCUGCCAUCUGCUUUCAUUUUUCUGCAAAGUUUUUGCUCCUUUCGACGCUGCUUCAUCAAUUUGAGCUUCAGCUUCGUUUUUUUGCAAGACGACGACAAGAAUGCUUCUACUUUACUUUUUUCAGAAUCGAAGCUCCUCCUGCUAGUGAUAUGUACUGAUUUCACCUCAUCUGCUUCAAUCUCAAAUGAUUUAGCUUUAAAAGCGUUCCGAGAUGCAUGCACAAUGAGAUUGUAUGUGAUUUAA
Molecule: messenger RNA, 291 nt
Organism: Lactuca virosa
Lineage: Eukaryota; Viridiplantae; Streptophyta; Magnoliopsida; Asterales; Asteraceae
Source: the annotation of a GenBank genome assembly